CCAUCUAUUAGAUUUUCAUUACAUUAAUUUAGGAAAUCUGUUUUACUCUCAAUUUCUACGAUGAGUUUUGUCGCAACCAGGUGGCACGACGCGAUAAUGUUUAGUACAACCACUUGGCCAACCUUAACAUACGAAAUCUCAUAUCCAGUUCUGCAAAAUGUCGCACACUCUUUUGUCCCUCCCUCAGGUAUAUUUUAUACAUGUAGAGCAAAAAUAGUAUUCACACAAAAAUUCAAUUAAAACUGAAUUAAGUUCAUGUCUGGAAAUACAAAUAUUCUUAAACUAAAAAAUACGAGCUGCAAAUAAAAAGUGGUUACGAACAGAAGUACGAAUCGUUAAAUUAAAGUCUAAUACUUGGUGAUUCUGAGCAGAAAAUGGAUGUUCAUUUAGUUAUUUAUACAAAAAAAUUUAUUUUUGAUAAUUUAUUAAUAUCUCCUAAUCGUGUCAUCGAUUAUAAAAAAAGUCCAAAGCAUGAGAAAUCAUUAGCGAUACAAUCAUCUACAACAAUCAUUUUAGUGCCAAUGAAUACAAAGGGUUUUAGUGGAUAUGCAGGAUCAGGUUAUGUGACAUUGAUGAAAAAUUCGUUAUUAUACCGUUCAUCAGCUUUAAAACUUUAUGCUGAUUUAAUACUACCUGAAAUAAUACCCCAUGAAAAAAUUAUGAACUUCACGGGUAUUUUUCUUAUGAAAUUAAAAAUGCCUCGGAAACAAUUUUUAGACUACAUUUGGAACGAUAUUAUAACGUCUAUGGUAUUAGAGAGAAGAGAAAUAAGUUAUGCCAUGUCCUGGUUGUCAACGUUAGGCGGCGCGUUUUCAGCUAUGGGAGAUCAAUUUUGUCAUUGUGCUAAAAUUGCUGGAAAAAUUUCGAUUCAUCAAUUCAAGUUAGCGAUGCGUUUAGGUGACCCAUCGGUAAUUGCCUGUUGCAAAUUAUAUGUAUGUUUAAGUCUUAUACAACAAGAAAAAUAUGAUUGGCCAAAAAUCAUCAUUCCUAGAAUCUACAAAAAUUCAAAAACAAGUAAAGAUGAGAACUUAGGAAGAAUGUGUCAAGGAAUAUGGGCAAAACUUAAAUAUUGUUAUAGUUUGAAUAAAAAAAAGAAAAAAAAAUUGGUUUAUAUAUCGUAAAGUGUACGAACUGAAAUUGUGCAUUUUGGUGUAUAUAAACUUAUUAUGUUCUUACUGAUUUCAGUGGUAUCAGUGAUGAGAGAAAUAAAAACUACAUUAUCAUUAAAA
This is a messenger RNA of Cotesia glomerata, 1229 nucleotides long. RefSeq lists its product as uncharacterized. The coding region runs from base 375 to 1121 and encodes 248 amino acids. NCBI's taxonomy places the organism in Eukaryota, Metazoa, Arthropoda, Insecta, Hymenoptera, Braconidae. The transcript is spliced from 3 exons. The record is from RefSeq and is a predicted model, not a curated record.